ACGGGGUAUAUAAAGAAGUGCUCCCAACAAAUGAAAUCAUCAGUUCCUUUCCUCAACAAGAUGAACAAGUACAUCGUUUUAGCUACUUUGGUCGCCGUGGCUAUGGCCAAGCCGCAAGGUUAUGGGGCAGCAGCCGGUCAACAGCAACAGGGGUACGGAGGCCAAGCUGGACAACAACAGCAGAAGCCGGCAUAUGGAGCUCAGUCCGGUGCGGCUCAACAGCAACAAGCCUACGGUGCUCAGGCCUCUUCUUCCACUGGAGCUGGACAAGGUUAUGGGGCUCAAAAUGGAGCUGCCCAACAGCAACAAGGCUAUGGCUCUCAGGUCUCAGCAGUUGCUGGAGCUGGACAAAACUAUGGAGCUCAGUCUGGUGCCGCCCAACAACAACAGGGUUAUGGUGCUCAAGUCUCAGCUAGCGCUGGAGCUGGACAAGGUUACGGUUCACAAAACGGAGCUGCCCAGCAGCAACAGGGUUACGGAGCAUCCAACACUCAGCAGAAACCAACUAGUACUUACAACAGCAACGGCAAUGGAAAUAAACCAUCCGCAUCCGCUUCAUCCUACCAACAGGAGCAACCCCCGAUGCCAUACGAAUUCGCUUGGGCCGUCAAGGAUGAGCCAACCAAGAACGAUUACGCCCAUGAAGCCAAGAGCGACGGCAACGUUGUGACUGGAUCUUACCGCGUUCUGCUUCCCGAUGGCCGCACUCAAAUCGUUUCUUACCGAGCUGAUGAGAACGGCUACGUCGCAGAUGUGAAAUACGAAGGUGAGGCUCAAUUCCCUGCACCAUCCAGCGGUAACGGAAAUUACGGGAACGGCAAUGGCUCUGGAAAUGGAAGUAACAACUAUGGAAAUGGAAACAGCAGCGGCAACAACAAUUACGGAAGCGGCAACGCUCAAGUGAACAGCAACAAGCCUACCGCGUCAUAUUAAUAUUUUUCAAAUACAUCCAUUUCGACUUCUCAUUUGAUGCAACAAAUUUUAUAAGAAUCAUAAUGAAAUUGCGCUCAGCCAAUUGAAAAGAAAUAAACCUAUUCAAGUAAA
Molecule: messenger RNA, 1044 nt
Organism: Daphnia magna
Lineage: Eukaryota; Metazoa; Arthropoda; Branchiopoda; Diplostraca; Daphniidae
Product: pro-resilin
Exons: 3
Coding region: 31-933 (300 amino acids)
Cellular component (GO): extracellular matrix
Source: RefSeq, a predicted model, not a curated record